AUGAGCUCAUUAAACUACUCAUCCCCUGCUGAAGAAGAGGAUGUCUGCUUUACGGAGAAAGAAGCUCUGGCGCUGAACAUUGUCGUGAAAGACGAAGAGGAGGAUAUUACAGUGAAAGGAGAGAAAGAUGCUCUGGCUCUGAACAUUGUCGUGAAAGACGAAGAAGAGGAGGAGGAUAUUACAGUGAAAGUGAAAGGAGAGAAAGAACCUUUCAGAAUGGAAGAGGAGGAAGAAGAGGCUGUUAUAGGGAAAGAAGAGAAAGAACCUUUUAGAGAGGAAGAGGAUGCUAUCUCAGUAAAGGUGAAGGAGGAAGAGGUUUUGGGAGUGAAAGAGGAGGAGACAGAAUAUCAUAUUAACACCAGAGAGAGACAUGACUAUGGUGGAUCCUCUGGGGAGCCUCAACAACAUCCUGAUGCUGACGAGACAGAGAAGAGUCUCUCCAGAUCAGAACACCAGAUGCACCUUACUGCUGGGUAUGAAGAGGUUGUCUGUGCUGUUGGUGGACUACAGGAAAACAAUGGGGCUGAGUGGAACUGUGAGAGGAGGAGAAGAGAUGAAAGGAUCAGAUUUGACACAUCAAAGAGGAAAACCAAACUUGGAGGAACCAAAGACCUCCACAACAUCAAGACGACACCUCUGCUCCCAGAUCAAAUUUGGAAGCCUGAAAAGACACACACAGGAGAGAAGCCGUACCAUUGCACCCAGUGUGGAAAUAGUUUUAGCCGGUUAGGAAGCCUCAAAGCUCAUGAGCGAAUACACACGAGAGAGAAGCCAUACCAUUGCGGCCAGUGUGGAAAGAGUUUUAGCCUGUUAGGAAGCCUGAAAGCUCAUGAGCGAAUACACUCAGGAGAAAAGCCAUACCAUUGCGGCCAAUGUGGAAAUAGUUUUAACCAGUUAGGAAACAUGAAAAGACAUGGGAGGAUACACACAGGGGAGAAGCCAUACCACUGCUCCCAGUGUGGAAAGAGUUUUACGGUGUUAGUUAAGCUGGAAGCUCAUGAGCGAAUUCACACAGGGGAGAAGCCUUACUACUGUUCCAAUUGUGGAAAGAGUUUUAACCAUUUAGUUAACAUGAAAAGACAUGAGAGAAUACACACAGGAGCGAAGCCUCACCAUUGCUCCCAGUGUGGAAAGAGUUUUAAGCGGUUAGACACCCUCAAAGAUCAUUUGCGAAUACACACAGGGGAGAAGCCUUUCCGUUGCGCCCAGUGUGGAAAGAGUUUUAGCCGGUCAGGAAGCCUGAAAGAGCACGAGCGAAUUCACACAGGGUAGAAAUCUUACUGAUCCCAGCAUGCAAUGCAUUUUUACCCAAUUAGGACACCUGAAAGAAGACAUGAGACCGCACACGGGGGAGAAGCCUGACAAAUGUUCAGACUGGGGAGAAGGCAUUUUACUCAUAGGUAGCGUAAAAAACAUGUGCGUAUCCACACAGGAGAGAAUAAUGACUUCUCCUUGUGUGUAAAUGUAUAUUUCACAUCACAUUGACUUAAAAUUCAUCAGAGAACAUACACAGUGCUCCCAAUUGUCUUAUAUUGUUGACUGAGAAUGUGUUUACUUGUUUAUACCACAUGAAAUUGAAUUGUACAAAGUAUACUCAAAAAUAUAUUUGUGUGUUUUUGUUAGAAAAUAUGAAUUGAAUAUUGUCGUGUCUUUGCCAUCAUUAAAAGUGAAGACUUAUUUUAUUAA
Oncorhynchus masou masou (cherry salmon) is the source of this 1686-nucleotide messenger RNA. Its product is annotated as zinc finger protein 568-like. Gene Ontology annotation, biological process: regulation of transcription by RNA polymerase II. The coding region runs from base 1 to 1272 and encodes 423 amino acids. The record is from RefSeq and is a predicted model, not a curated record. Gene Ontology annotation, molecular function: DNA-binding transcription factor activity, RNA polymerase II-specific; RNA polymerase II cis-regulatory region sequence-specific DNA binding. NCBI's taxonomy places the organism in Eukaryota, Metazoa, Chordata, Actinopteri, Salmoniformes, Salmonidae. The transcript is spliced from 4 exons.